UUCAGCGGGAGUGGUAGGCUUAUCCAAAUCCAAACCUUCCUUCCACACAUUUUGAAGAUCACAUUGCCUUAACGUUAUGGAAUCUCAUUCCAAACCUCCCAAAAAACUAACUCCCAAGAACCAUCCAUGGCUACUUCUUCUCUUCCCACCAAAUCCCUCCCGCCAUUUUUGCCGGCAUCAAGCUUUCCACCUUCUUCUCCUUCAACCCACUUCACUAAGCCGCCAUUCCUAGCCCCACCCGACAUUUCUCUCUCCACCUCUUCCUCAUCGCCCUCUAAACUUCAUAUUCCCAGUUGUGCCAAGAAGAAUCCCUGGCUCGACCCCUUUGACGAUGGCGAUGAUCCGGACAUGGAAUACGGCUCUCUCUUCGCCGACGGGAAGCAGGAAGAGGACCCUCGCCCACCGGACAAUCCGAACAAUCCGUAUGGGUUCUUGAAAUUUCCUCAGGGUUACAUGGUGGAAAUUGCAUCUCUAGGUCUUAAACUCCGGGGAGAUGUACGGCGGUGCUGCUGCGUGAUUUCCGGCGGGGUCUAUGAAAACCUCCUCUUCUUUCCGACGAUUCAAUUGCUCAAGGAUCGGUACCCGGGUGUUCAAAUCGACGUGGUGGCUUCGGCGAGGGGUAAACAGACUUAUGAAUUGAAUAAGAAUGUGCGAUGGUCUAAUGUCUAUGAUCCGGAUGAUUAUUUUCCUGAACCGGCCGAUUACACUGACAUGGUUGGAUUGCUCAAGGGUAGAUACUAUGAUAUGGUGUUGUCAACAAAGCUAGCAGGGAUUGGGCAUGCGGCGUUUUUGUUCAUGACAACAGCCAGAGACAGAGUUAGCUACAUUUACCCUGAUGUGAAUGCCGCUGGAGCAGGGCUUUUCUUGUCUCAAACAUUUAAACCAGAGAGCUCUAAUCUUUCCGAGGGAGGGUUCAACAUGUAUCAUCAAAUGGCUGAUUGGUUAGGGAGACCAUUUCGUAGCGUUCCCAGGCAUCCCGUUCCUCCGCUCAAAGUUUCGAUUUCAAGAAAAUUGAAGGAAAUCGUAAAGGAAAAGUAUAAUCAAGCAGGUGUUGAGAAAGGAAAAUAUAUUGUGAUUCAUGGAAUAGAAUCAGAUUCAAAAGCCUCAAUGCAGUCCAAAGGUGAUACUGAUAGCUUGCUACCUAUUCAAGCCUGGGCUGAAAUAGCCAAUGCUAUAAGGGGAUUCAAGCCAGUUUUUGUCAUUCCGCACGAAAAAGAAAGGGAAAACGUCGAGGAGGAGGUCGGAGAUAACGCAAGCAUCGUAUUUAUAACUACCCCAGGACAGCUAGCUGCUCUCAUUAACGACUCGGCCGGUGUAAUAGCUACCAACACAGCUGCAAUCCAACUCGCCAUUGCUCGCGAAAAACCAAGCAUUGCAUUGUUUUGCUCUGAAGAGAAAGCAAAACUAUUCGUUCCGGAUGCCGAAGCAAAGAGAUGCAUCGCAGUUUCAUCAGCAACGGGACGACUAAUCGAUAUCGAUAUGGGCACAGUUAAAAGGGCGAUACAGAGUUUUGAAGUGCCUCUAGCUCUUGCUUUUCAGUGACAUUACAGAUUUUCUUACCCAAUUUGUGCUUAUCAUCACGAUAGUUACCAUCAGUUGUAUAUCAACGCAUUGGCAAUGAAGAGGGUAAUUGUAUAUGUUCUGUUU
Cucurbita maxima (winter squash) is the source of this 1647-nucleotide messenger RNA. RefSeq names its product photosynthetic NDH subunit of subcomplex B 1, chloroplastic. Gene Ontology annotation, cellular component: NAD(P)H dehydrogenase complex (plastoquinone); chloroplast. The transcript has 6 exons. The coding region runs from base 127 to 1542 and encodes 471 amino acids. NCBI's taxonomy places the organism in Eukaryota, Viridiplantae, Streptophyta, Magnoliopsida, Cucurbitales, Cucurbitaceae. The record is from RefSeq and is a predicted model, not a curated record. Gene Ontology annotation, biological process: photosynthetic electron transport in photosystem I.